Molecule: messenger RNA, 3327 nt
Organism: Dermochelys coriacea (leatherback sea turtle)
Lineage: Eukaryota; Metazoa; Chordata; Testudines; Dermochelyidae
Gene: SLC3A2
Product: solute carrier family 3 member 2
Exons: 10
Coding region: 1026-2642 (538 amino acids)
Biological process (GO): amino acid transport; carbohydrate metabolic process
Source: RefSeq, a predicted model, not a curated record
AUAUGGGGACAAAGUAGGCAACAAGAUUUGCUACAAGGAUUGGUUCCUGGGUUAGUGUUUCUGUGGUGUGGUGUGUAGUUGCUGGUGAGUAUUUGCUUCAGGUUGGGGGGCUGUCUGUAAGUGAGGACUGGCCUGUCUCCCAAGGUCUGGGAACCCUUCCCCCUUAGGGUUCCCAAUUGUGAUCCCUCCCCUGCUCCUCGGGUUCCUGGCCUUUGAUGUACAAGGUUUCCCAGACACUGAUCUCUGUCCCCUUCCCAUCCCUGUGAGACAGGGUUCUUUCUCAGCAAGAAGGCUCAGCUUCAAGGGACAGACUAAGUCAAGAGUAGACAAGGAAACUGAGGCACGCUGAAGGAAAAGGACUUGUCCAGCCACAUACAGUGAGUCAGUGGAGCUGGGAUUAGACCCCCAGAAUCCUGCCUCCACUCCCUUGCUUUAACCACUAGAUUCCACUCCUGCCAGAGUAGGGGAUAGAAUGCUGGUGGUAAAGUGGUGUCCUGACACCCAGCCCUACAGCUUUAACCAUUAGACACCCCCAUGAGCCUAUUCUCUUCAAGCCAAGUUACACACACACCCCAUAGGGAACCACCCAAUCCAAAAUCGCUCUCUUACAUUCUCUUUAUCCCCAGUUGGAAACUCUUCCAUUCUCAUCUCAUCCCCAAACUUCCUAUGGAGUGGUAACCCCUUGUUGUCCUAUCCUCUGCCAUCUAGGGUCUUGUAGCAGGUUCAGACCCCUCACCCCUUUGGGCACUGCUCUCUCCAUAGCCCCUAAUUUUCCAUAAUCCCCCUCCCCCCAACUCUGCAACAAGCAGGAUCCUCUCCACGUCUCCAGGCCGUUAAUUCAUGAUAACACGCAGUAAUUAACUGUCUCCACCUUAAAUCAGGCGAGGGGCGGGUCUCGGAGGCGGAGUUGGAGUCCGAUCGGGAUAUAUCAGUGCCGGCUAAGGCGGAACGCCUGUCUCAUAGUCAGAGGAGUCAAUCAGGUGCGUUAGGGCCUAGCGAUACCUGGUGGCAUCUGGCCAGGCAUCAUGAGCCAGGACACAGAGGUGGACAUGAAGGAGGUGGAAUUGAACGAAAUGGAGCCAGAGAAGCAGCCCAUGACGGGCUCUCCCUCCUCCCCGGCCUCGGGCACCCUGGGCGAGAAGAACGGGAUGGUGAAGGUGCCCAAGGAGGAUGGCGAGGUGGAUGCUGGCACCAAGUUCACGGGGCUCUCCAAGGAGGAGCUGCUGCAGGUAGCGGGCACUCCAGGGUGGGUGCGCACCCGCUGGGCCCUGCUCAUCCUCUUCUGGCUGGGUUGGCUGGGCAUGCUGGCGGGGGCCAUCAUCAUCAUCGUCCAGGCUCCCCGCUGCAAGGAGCUGCCUCCCCAGGAGUGGUGGCACAAGGGGGGCAUUUACCGCAUCCAGGCACUGGAGGCCUUCCAGGACUCGAAUGGCGAUGGAGUUGGGGACUUAGCAGGGGUGGAGCAGCGCAUGGAUUACCUGAGCUCCCUGAAGGUGAAGGGGCUGGUAAUUGGGCCCAUACAUGUUAACACCCCUGACAACCUGACUAGCACGGACCUGCUGACAGUGGACCCCCAGCUCGGCACCAAGGGGACUGUUGCCAAGCUGCUGGAGGCCGCCAAGAAGAAGAGUCUCAAGGUCAUCCUGGACCUGACCCCCAAUUACCGUGGCCAGAUGUCCUGGUUCAGCCUGGAGACCCCCCACAACAGUGAUUUCCAGUCUAAAAUGAAGGCAGCACUGAAGUUCUGGCUGGAGCUUGGCGUGGCAGGGAUACAAAUGGAGGGAGUGGAGCAGCUCAGCGACUCUCCACUUCUGGUGGAGUGGAAGAACCUCACCAGCCAGUACAGUUCUGAUGGCAAUGCCAGGGUGCUGAUUGCUUGGACGGGCCAGCAGGAUUCCCGGCAGAUUUUCUUCCCGCUGAACGAGACCAGUGCUGACCUUCUGGUCAGCCCAUAUCGGCUGGGGCUGGAGUUGGAGCCCACUGGGGAGAAGGUGGAAAACGCGAUCAGAGCGUACAUCCAGGCUGCUGGAGAGAAGUGGCCCAGCUGGAGUGUGGGGGGCCCACGGACGGGGCACAUGGCCUCUCUUGUGAAGGAGCGGUUGCUGCGGCUCUAUCACAUGCUACUUUUCACGCUGCCAGGGACACCGUUCACCAAUUAUGGGGAUGAAAUCGGGCUGCAGGAGCUGCCCGGACAGUCCGGCGUAUCCCGCAUGCAGUGGAAUAAUUCGGCCAACUUUGGCUUCUCCUCAAAGUUGUCCCCUCAAGAUGGGGACAGGAGCGGCAGCAACAUCACUGUGGAGGCACAGAGUGGGGACAGCUCCUCACUGCUCUCCCUGUUCCGGCACCUGAGCGAACUGCGGGUCAAGGAGCGCUCACUGCUGCAUGGGGAGUUCAUGAUGCUGCCCAGGCUGGUGCCAGAUGUCUGUGUCUACCUGCGCAGCUGGGACCAGAACAAACGCUUCCUGGUGGUCCUCAACUUUGCUGGCACCCGCAGCACUGUCACCAUCUCCCACUCUCUCCUGCCUCCUGAGGCCACUGUGGAACUCAGCACUGACCCCCAGCGCCAGAAGGGGCAGCUGGCCCUGAAGGACCUGACAUUGGAGUCCUCCGAGGGGUUGCUGCUGCAUUUUCCCUAUGUAGCCUAGGGGAGGGGGUCGCCCCUGCAGGCCAGGGCCUCCCAUGUUCCAGGGAGGGGUAUUGCUCAUGUGAGUCCUACUAACACCCCCAGGGGCAGCACUGAGGCCUGGGGCAGGAGGGGGGGAGCUGGAGCCAUAAGGUAAAGAAGGCCCCUAGGUUCUGCUCUGCUAAGUCCUAGAUGUCUGUCCUGAUACACCCCACAGGGCUGGCUGGGGAGGGGGCUGGUGCUCAGUGUGCCCCAAUUCCUGCUAGCCUCACUUUGGCACCAUCCUCAAGGAUGCUAUGAGAAAUCUGAGCUGGGGUGAGGACUGGGCUCUAUGGCAUGUUUCCCCAUGGUGGGGGAGCAACUAGAUUUAGGGACCAAAGGGUUCAGGCCCCACUGGCUGCAGCUUCACCCUUCCACAAAGUCAUUCCAGCUCCUGAGGAGCUGGCCCUGCCCUGCUGUCAUCCCCCUUCCCCCUUUGGGUGUCCCGUAUGAUGGGAUAGGUGGGGAUGACUGAGCAGGACCAAGGGUUGGUUGGUCUGUCUGUGUGUCUCUCUCUCCCUCCUCUCCCCCCUCCCCCACAUUGUAGGGGCCAGUGCUGUGUGUAAAAUGGGACAGAUGUUUGGGUGGGGGAUGGAUGGCUUUGUGCUGGGCUCCUCCUGAGUGCUGCUGGGAUCAGCAUGGAAAUAAUAAAAGGCUCUGCUUAGUGA